Messenger RNA from Naumovozyma dairenensis CBS 421, 2295 nucleotides. It is a transcript of the gene DAS1, whose product is annotated as SCF ubiquitin ligase complex subunit DAS1. Gene Ontology annotation, molecular function: protein binding. The record is from RefSeq and is a predicted model, not a curated record. The transcript has a single exon. Lineage: Eukaryota; Fungi; Ascomycota; Saccharomycetes; Saccharomycetales; Saccharomycetaceae. Bases 1 to 2295 code for a protein of 764 amino acids.
AUGGAAUCUCCUAUAAUAACAACACGGCCUGAUUUAUGGUCUCAAAAUACACCAGCAAGUUCUAACAUUAACCCUGUCAUGGGAAAUUCAUCCAUAACAUCCUCUUCCAACAUUUUCCCAUUACAUAAAUUACCUGAUGAAUUAGUUUAUGAAAUUUUCUCUCAUUUACCACAAGAAGAUAGAUUAAAUCUUACUUUAUUAAACAAAAAAUAUUAUCACAUUGCCAUACAACUAUUAUACAAAAGAAUGUAUCUAAACGAUUCAAACGUUAUCAAGAGUGAUUUCAUGAAUUUAGCAAUAAAUUGGACCCUAUUAAAGAUACCUUCAUACUUGGUAGAAGAAGUAUCAAGGAAAAUUGCAAAUUUGAAAUUAACAAAAUUAAUUAGAACAUUAGAAUCAAACAAAGAAAUUUUAAAUUCAAUAGAAUGGAUAAGAAUUAAUUGGGAUUUAAAUUCUACUUUUACAAAAAAAAUUUUAAAACUUCUUUGUGAUGGUGGGAAAUCAUUGAAAAGAUUGGAGAAUGUCACUGAUCCAAAUUGUAAUGACAUUAUUGCUCUCGGAAAGGAAAGUAAAUCAAAUUUAAUUAGUUUUGAUAUGGCACCUCCUAAUAGUUUACCAGAAUUAAAUGUCUCAGAUGAUUAUUUACCAAAUUUGGCAAAAUAUAUGAAACAAAGAAUCUCAACGAAUUUAUCUUAUAUGACUCUGUUCAUUGAUCCUAUUGUGUUGUUUAAUAAUUUAUAUCCUUUGAAGAAUAAAUUGCAAAUUAUUGACUUGAAAUUACAUUGGAGAAGAGAAUUUUAUGAUUUUAUUAAAUUUACUAAAUCAUCCAUAUCAUCACAUACCUUUGAAAUGAAUCAGAACCGAAAAAAAUUAACAAAAUUGUCUGAUAUUUUCGAUAUAAGAUCAUUGAAAACAUUAACAAUCAUAUCAUGGAAUGAAUCUCUUUUACAAAGAGAAAUUGAAAUGUUAAAAGAAUUUAAAGAAUUUAUUUAUCUACAAGAUUUAUCAUUGAUUUCAAUAAAACAAGAUAUCCCAAUAUUAGUGGAAUUAUUUAAAAAUUUAACUAAUUUGAAAAGAUUGAAAAUGGAUUUUCUGGAAGAUUAUAUCCCUGAACCAACAAACUCUCAAAUCUUUCUUUCAAUACUAUUAAAUUGUAAAAAAUUACAAUUUAUAGAUUUAAGAUUUGAAAAUAUUGAUUUACCUAUAAUAAAUAUUAGUGAUGAAUUGUUGGAAUCAGAAUCAUCAACGGAUUCUAACAAUUCAAGCAUGAGUAACAACGUAAACAAAUUUAAAUUAAUUCAAAAAUGUCAUUGUCAUGAUUGUAAUAAAGUUUUCGAUAACAUAUUAAGAGAAAAAAUCUUUAAAUUCGAAGAAGAUUAUCAAUUACAUGAUAUAAAUGAUAUAGCAACAAAGGAUAUUUUCAAAAUGAUGAGAUAUUUAUCAUUAUUACCAUAUUCAAAAGCAUGUGAUAAUUAUCCAAGUGUUAGAACUCAACCAAUGAAUUUGGAACAAUUUGUUAUCAAAAUGAAUGAUAAUUUAUUGGCUUAUAGAAAAUCUCGUUCUCAAUUAGUUCCAUACCAAAAUAUUACAUCCGUAAUUACUCCUCCUGCUAAUAAUAAUAACAAUACUAAUAUUCAAGAUUAUAAUACUAAUAAUAAUAAUAACAACAAUUACAAUAAUAACGACCAAUCUUCUUCAUUAUUUUCCAAUAAUCCACCAAUAUACGCCGAUGAAUAUGAUGAUGAAGAUGUUGAUAUGUUAAGAGAUGAAUAUGAAACUGAACAAGAUUAUGAAUACGCUUAUGAAGAACAACAUAUAAGAGAACAUGAAAACACGAACGAAAACACGAACGAAGUCGACCAGAUGGUGAAUGGGAAUGAUCGAUAUUUACAAUUAAAUCCAACAAUAACAUCAUCCUCAACUGUUUCAUUGUCAUCAACAACAUCACAACAAAGAAGAAAUCAAGAGUUACUUACAUUACCUCAUGAUCCAUUAACUGAAUCAGAUGUAAUAGAUUGUUAUCAUGCAUUAAUACAUCAUUAUAGGAAAACUUAUUUAACAUUCUUAAGAGGAUUCCCUAAUUUGAGAUUCUUAAUGUUAAAUGAUAUUCCAAUGGUCUCUAUUGAAAAAGGUGAAAAUAACGAAAAAAUCUUGGAGCCUGUAUUUUACCAUGGAGAUUUCAAAAGUAAUUUAUUUGGAUGGUCUGAUAAAUCAAAUAAUAAUAAAAAUAAGAAAAAAAAUUUGGCAAAUACAAAUAAUGCAAAUACAAGAGCAAAGAAAGCAAUUGUUAGUUAA